Molecule: messenger RNA, 802 nt
Organism: Dacryopinax primogenitus
Lineage: Eukaryota; Fungi; Basidiomycota; Dacrymycetes; Dacrymycetales; Dacrymycetaceae
Product: flavo protein
Exons: 5
Coding region: 1-708 (235 amino acids)
Biological process (GO): coenzyme A biosynthetic process
Cellular component (GO): phosphopantothenoylcysteine decarboxylase complex
Molecular function (GO): FMN binding; phosphopantothenoylcysteine decarboxylase activity
Source: RefSeq, a predicted model, not a curated record
AUGCCCAACCCAGGUCGAUCGGUCCCAAAGCGUUCUUCUGUCGAAGGCACGCUGCACAUCCUUCUGCUCACCACUGGAAGUGUAGCGAGCGUCAAGGCCCCCCUUAUCGUCAAGGAGCUGCUUAAUUAUGAGAAAACCCAGGUGCAAGUAGUCAGCACCAAGCCUUCCAUGCAUUUCUUCGAUGCGGAUGCACUAGAAGCGGAUAAUGUCGCAACAGGCGUAAAAGUGUGGAAAGACGAAGACGAGUGGGAUACGUGGGAUCGGAUGGGCGACCCAGUCCUACAUAUAGAGCUCCGGAGAUGGGCGGACGUCGUUCUCCUCGCUCCGUGCAGCGCUAACACGCUGGCCAAGCUCGCCGCAGGGCUCUGCGACAACCUCCUUACAUCACUCCUCCGCGCCCUGACGUCCGAGACGUCCAAACAUCUCUUCCCAGCCAUGAACACUUGCAUGUACCUACAUCCGCACACGGCUUCCCACCUCUCCGUCGCCGAGCAGUUGGGGUGGGAAGUCGGUCAGCCAGAGUCGAAGGCGCUCGCUUGCGGAGACGUGGGGAUGGGGGCCAUGAUGGAUUGGAGAGAUAUUUGUUUGCUUGUUGCAGGGCGGUAUGGGAGGAAUAGGAAGGCAGGAGCGCCGGAGGUACCGAGAAAGGUACCUGUCGUUGAUGGGAUUACUGCGGCCCCAAAGUUGGAGGUUGAGCAGACAGUGUAGAGAAUGUCAAUAGGGCAUGAAGGAAUGGACCCCAGGGGUCAUCGAUACCACACUCGAACGCACGCCUUCAAAACCUGGGCACUUACUUGUCUUU